This is a messenger RNA of Drosophila simulans, 1316 nucleotides long. Its product is annotated as alpha/beta hydrolase domain-containing protein 17B. The transcript has 5 exons. Gene Ontology annotation, biological process: protein depalmitoylation. The coding region runs from base 304 to 1164 and encodes 286 amino acids. Gene Ontology annotation, molecular function: palmitoyl-(protein) hydrolase activity. The record is from RefSeq and is a predicted model, not a curated record. Gene Ontology annotation, cellular component: endosome membrane; plasma membrane. Lineage: Eukaryota; Metazoa; Arthropoda; Insecta; Diptera; Drosophilidae.
UUCGCUGGCGUUUUGUAGCCGCUGCCCAGGCGGUCACACUAAAAAUACCGAAAGCGCCGUUGUUUUUUAGGGCGUUUUAUUCACCUUACUUCUUUGUGGUUGUUUGCCUAUCUACAUUGCCAUUUUGUAAAUCCCACUGACACCUUGCUCGUCCACGUAUAGAUGAUAUAGACGCGAAUUGGCCCGAACCCGAAGUCUGAACCCAAAAACUCCGUUAGUCCUUUGUUGAUGGUAAUCGUGCAUUUGAGGCGAGAAAUCGAAAUCGUUAGCAUUCCGUAGAGGCAUUCGAGGCACGGAGCGAGCAUGUUCAGUAUAAGCGAGCUCUGUUGCAUGUUUUGCUGCCCCCCGUGUCCGGGUCCCAUUGCGGCCAAGUUGGCCUUCCAGCCGCCGGAGCCCACGUACAAAUUGACCCCGGCGGACGACACCAACAUCCGGUACAACCUGCAGUUGUUCGACCGCGCCGAAUGGCAGUACUCCGAACGUGAGAAAUCGAAAGUGGAGGCCUUCUUUACGCGCACCUCGCGUGGCAACCUGAUCACCUGCAUCUAUGUCAGGUGCAGCAAGAAUGCCAAGUACACGCUGCUCUUCUCCCACGGGAAUGCAGUGGAUUUGGGCCAGAUGAGCAGCUUCUACCUGACCCUGGGCUCCCAGAUCAACUGUAAUAUCUUUGGGUACGACUACUCCGGGUACGGAAUGAGUGGCGGCAAGCCCUCCGAGAAGAAUCUGUACGCGGACAUAGAGGCAGCCUGGCAGGCGAUGAGAACCCGAUUCAACAUCAGCCCGGAGACAAUCAUCUUGUAUGGGCAGAGCAUUGGCACUGUGCCCACUGUGGACCUGGCCUCGCGUCACGAGGUCGGCGCUGUGAUACUCCAUUCGCCGCUGAUGUCCGGCCUUAGGGUCGUCUUUAGGAACACAAAGAGAACCUGGUUCUUCGACGCCUUUCCCAGCAUUGAUAAAGUGGCUAAGGUGAAGGCUCCGGUACUGGUUAUCCACGGCACCGAUGAUGAGGUCAUUGACUUUUCCCAUGGCAUCGGAAUCUACGAGCGGUGUCCUAAGACUGUCGAGCCGUUUUGGGUGGAGGGUGCUGGACAUAAUGAUGUGGAACUGCAUCCGCAUUAUUACGAGCGACUGCGCAAAUUUCUGUCGGUGGAACUCGUCAAAUGACAAUUAAAGAAUAAUGUGGACGGAGGCGUUAGCGACACUACAUCGGGCGUAAUAUCUAAUUCAAACCCUGCCGCCGGUAGUGCGUCCCUAAGUUCAAAGCACCCGAAUCCUGCCCCUGCGGCAGGAAGCGAAACAAGUAAAAAGAAUGUGGA